AUGAAUGUUGGUCUUACCAAAGAGUUCACUGUGGCAGAGACUAAAGAAGUUAUUUUCCAUAUGAAUCCACUAGGAUCUCUUGGUCCUUAUGGCUUUCGUGCAUCUUUCUAUCAAAACCACUUGGAGAUAGUAGGACCUGGAGUGAGUGCUGUUGUUUUAGAGGUUCUAAAUAAAGGGAAAUGGUCUGAUAGCCUAAAUGACACUUAUAUCACUCUUAUUCCGAAGUCCAAAUCUCCCUUAAAGGGAUUUUUCAAGCUUAACUUGGAUGCUGCUCUAAGUAAGGUUCACUACAAGGUUGGUAUUAGUGUUAUUAUUCGUGAUUGGGAGGGAAAAAUUAGGGCAACAUUGAGGAUGAAGAGGGAUCUUUUCUUGAAUCCUUUCCUAGCAGAAGUUGUUGCUGUUGCUGCUCUUCAUGCCACAUUGUUUUGCCAAGACGUGGGCUUCAAAUAUAUAAUCCUAGAAGGGGAUGCAUUACAGGGAGUCCAGGGGAUCCAAAAUUCUGCUGAGGUUGGGACUAGCACAUGCAUGAUUAUGGCAGAUACAAGAUCAAUGUUGGCUAAUUUUGAUUCCUGGUCAGUGCAACACAUUGAGAGGAAUAAGAACAAAGCUGCUCAUGCUCUAGGAAAAGAAGCCCUUGAUAUACUGAAUACUAUAAUUGUAAUGGAGAAAAUUCUUCAAUGUAUUCUUUCUCUAUUAUAG
Messenger RNA from Juglans microcarpa x Juglans regia, 699 nucleotides. RefSeq lists its product as uncharacterized. The transcript has 2 exons. Lineage: Eukaryota; Viridiplantae; Streptophyta; Magnoliopsida; Fagales; Juglandaceae. The record is from RefSeq and is a predicted model, not a curated record. The coding region runs from base 1 to 699 and encodes 232 amino acids. Gene Ontology annotation, molecular function: nucleic acid binding; RNA-DNA hybrid ribonuclease activity.